Messenger RNA from Thyridium curvatum, 591 nucleotides. RefSeq lists its product as uncharacterized. The record is from RefSeq and is a predicted model, not a curated record. Gene Ontology annotation, cellular component: cytoplasm. Gene Ontology annotation, biological process: N-acetylglucosamine metabolic process. Lineage: Eukaryota; Fungi; Ascomycota; Sordariomycetes; Thyridiales; Thyridiaceae. Bases 1 to 591 code for a protein of 196 amino acids. The transcript has a single exon.
AUGGGCAGCACGUCCCCCGACGGCGACCUGCCCUACUGGCAGGUCAACGUGCCGCCCUCGGAGCGCGAGGCCGAGUGCCCGGACUUCCUCCGCGACCUCAGCGACAAGGACCGCGGCAUCGUCGGCACCCGGGACGCCGACUUCCGCCCGGACUCGUGGGCCGUCCUGCGGCGCAAGAUCGAGACCAACCGGCUCGACCUGCUGCGGCGCGUGCCCUCCGUGCUGCGCCUCUACCUGGCCUACAACCGCAAGAUCGCGCGGCAGCACGGCAGCGUCAUGGCCUUCGUCCUGUCGCAGCGCCUGCGGUGGGAGCCGCCCAUCGUGGCUCGGGGCCGGCCGUUCGAGUUCCCCGAGGACGACGUCAAGAUCCUGUGGAACGACUGGCCGUACGGCGUGGACGACAGGGUCGUGCACCUGGUCGUGUGGACCAAGUUUCCGUUCGAGGAGGACCCGAUCACAGGGGACCUGACGGACGCGGCGAGGGCGGAGAUUGAAGAGUUUGUGGUCAAGACGUUUGGGCAGAAUAUGCCUCGAGAUCGGGUAGGCCAGUGCUUGCUUUGUCAGUUUUUGAUGCUCGAGUCUGGUUGCUGA